This is a messenger RNA of Phaedon cochleariae (mustard beetle), 726 nucleotides long. The record is from the annotation of a GenBank genome assembly. NCBI's taxonomy places the organism in Eukaryota, Metazoa, Arthropoda, Insecta, Coleoptera, Chrysomelidae.
AUGGGGUGUGCUAAUUUAUUGAGAAGUUAUUCCCGAUAUAUGCUGAUCAUUUUCAAUUUGUUAUUUUCGGUAACAGGUAUCAUACUCAUUGCAGUAGGAGUCAGCGCCAAGGCCUACUUCAAUGAAUUCAACACAUUGUUGAAUCAAAAGUUUUUCUAUGUCUCAGAUUUGCUUAUUGUUAUUGGUGUGAUCAUUUUUAUCAUCGCCUUUUUCGGAUGUUGUGGUGCUAUGAAGGAAAAUGCUUGCAUGACGUCAACGUACUCAGCCUUGUUGAUCAUAGUUUUCCUCCUUGAAGUAGCUGUUGGAAUAAGUGGUGUUUUGUUGAAUAGUAGAGCUGAAACGUUUUUGGCUGAUACCAUGAAGAGUACCAUGGAUCAAUAUAAUACGGAAAAUGCUACUGAAGUGACAGAAGUUUGGGAUGGUAUUCAAAGAAAGUUCCAUUGUUGUGGGGUUGUGAAUGGAACUGAUUGGUUGAAUGAAACAAACACACAUCAUCAGUUGCCAAUUUCUUGUUGUCCUUUGCCUAAUGGAGCUGUUAACAACGUCACGUGUGACAUUUCAAAUUCUUAUAAACAAGGAUGUCUGCAAGAAUUUGGUGGUUAUGUAAAGGAUAAUAUCUCCAUAGUUGAAGUUGUUGCUAUAGGAUUGGCUGUUGUUCAGUUAUUGGGUAUCAUCUUCUCCUGUUGUCUUACAAAAUUCAUAAGAAGUGACUAUGAGACAGUAUAA